AUGAAGCAGGUCCACCCCGACACCGGCAUCUCCUCCAAGGCCAUGGGCAUCAUGAACUGCUUCGUGAGCGACAUCUUUGAGCGCAUCGCCGGUGAGGCCUCUCGUCUGGCUCACUACAACAAGCGCUCCACCAUCACCUCCAGGGAGAUCCAGACCGCUGUCCGCCUGCUACUCCCCGGAGAGCUGGCUAAACACGCCGUGUCUGAGGGCACCAAGGCCGUGACCAAGUACACCAGCUCCAAGUAAAC
This is a messenger RNA of Trematomus bernacchii (emerald rockcod), 248 nucleotides long. Its product is annotated as histone H2B 1/2. NCBI's taxonomy places the organism in Eukaryota, Metazoa, Chordata, Actinopteri, Perciformes, Nototheniidae. The transcript has a single exon. The record is from RefSeq and is a predicted model, not a curated record. Gene Ontology annotation, cellular component: nucleosome. Bases 1 to 246 code for a protein of 81 amino acids. Gene Ontology annotation, molecular function: DNA binding; structural constituent of chromatin; protein heterodimerization activity.